This is a messenger RNA of Bicyclus anynana (squinting bush brown), 2704 nucleotides long. RefSeq names its product homeobox protein bagpipe-like. The coding region runs from base 56 to 1294 and encodes 412 amino acids. Lineage: Eukaryota; Metazoa; Arthropoda; Insecta; Lepidoptera; Nymphalidae. The transcript is spliced from 3 exons. The record is from RefSeq and is a predicted model, not a curated record. Gene Ontology annotation, biological process: cell differentiation; regulation of transcription by RNA polymerase II. Gene Ontology annotation, molecular function: DNA-binding transcription factor activity, RNA polymerase II-specific; RNA polymerase II cis-regulatory region sequence-specific DNA binding. Gene Ontology annotation, cellular component: nucleus.
UUUGUGGUGAAGUCAGCGUUCGCGUUUGUCAAAAAUUAAUGCGUUCGAUUUGAAAAUGGAAUCUAAAGUUAAAAGUUUUAUGGACAUAAAAACAAUGCAGGACUGUGAAAAGACCAAUUUAAGUUUGUCGACACCAUUUUCAAUAAAUGACAUUCUGACCAAAGAGAAUGAGUCGAAGUGCGAAUUUGAAAAUCGAAUGUUUUCGGGCGCGUUCGGCGGGAAGAUUAACUUUUUAAAUAAACAAGGAGGAUUCAGCAAAGAGGAUAGUUAUGCGAACAAGGAGGUUCUGGAAAAGAGUAUGAAGUAUUACGACGAUUGCAGUUAUCGUGAUUAUGCCGACGAUGGUGCUUUGGACAUGUCGAGGAAAAACAGUUUUCCAGUCACGGAAUUGUCAGAUGACUACGACUCCCGUUCCUCAACCACCGGCUCCCCAGUCAGAAGGAGUUCCCCCCACUCAGACCAGCCGUACAAGCCGUUCAUCAGCUACGACAAAUGCCCCACGCCUCCCCUCACAGACCAGACCAGACUGAUGACGUCAUACCCCCCGAUAGAGUACGCGCAGAGCAAUGGCAGGAAGAAACGGUCUAGAGCAGCUUUCUCUCACGCGCAAGUCUACGAAUUGGAACGGCGAUUUAGUCAACAGAGGUACUUAUCAGGACCCGAAAGAGCCGACUUAGCAGCUAGCCUAAAGCUAACAGAGACCCAAGUGAAGAUAUGGUUCCAGAACAGACGGUACAAGACGAAACGGAAACAACUGCAAAUGCAAGAGAGCGGCUUGCUAGCUGCCGCUGCCGCCGUCAACCACGCGAGAAAAGUCGCAGUCAAAGUACUAGUCAAUAACAAUGGACAACCCAACUUGGCAGAUCUAAAACCUUACCAAUCACCCAUGUUAGGGAAACCUGUUAACCCAGCGUUAUUUGCCCCACCAAACCUUCUAGAAGGUUCCCCAAUUUUGAAACACUUUGCAGGUGUUUAUGGUGUGGAUUUUGGAAAAAAUCCUGAAUACAAAGCGUUAUUGCAAGAGUCGUAUAAUCAGGCUGUUUUGCAGUCUUUGUAUGGUCCCCAUUUAGGGGUGAAUUAUCCCAAUCUACCCCUACCCUAUAUGUACUAUCCCGGUCAUCCAGCGUUAGGAAUACCUUUAUCUUGUGAAGUUGAUAACAGGAUGCAGGAUAAUGAUAGUUCGAAAGAUUUUGAAGUCAAAAAUGAGAAAAUGGUUGACAAAAGCAAAAAACUGGUUGACUUAAAUGAAAAUAGUAGUGAAAGUAUGGCGAGCAAUAUUGAAGUAGAGAAUUAGUUUAUUUAUGAUAAUUUUGUUAAAGUAGUGAAAUUUAGAGACAUUUUAUUAAAAAAAAGUAUUGUAAAAAUAAAUUAGGGCAGUUCCACAUUUGCACGGAAUAAUUAAAAAAGUGUAAUUUAAUUUAUUCUAAUUAGGUAUACUGUCUGUUGACUUUGCAAUUAAAUAAUAUCAUGUACAGAAAACCAAAUAUUUUACAGCUUAUACCAAAGACUCCAAAGAUAAUUUUAGUUAGUUAUAAAUUUUCCAACUGAAACCAAAGUUAGGUUAAGUGUUAAUACCUUAUUUAAAUUUUAGUUAACUAUAUAGUUAAAUAAAAAGAAGAAGAAACAAAGAUGUCUAUAUAUUUGUAAUUUGCUUUUACUUAACUGGGCGAGUACGAAAAACUACGCUUUAGCCUAUUUUAAUGAACACUGAAUCUGUCAAUUUUUGUCAGUGUAUGACCCUGAAUAUGAAUAGAAAAAUGAUCUGUAAGUAACUGAAACUCGAAAUUUAAUUAAAGCUACAAAAGGUCAAUUUGUGUUUAUAAAAGAAAUUAAAAGUCAUAUGCAGGUAAAACAUGUUUAUCAUCUAAGAAUAGCUCUACACAUAAAUCUGUAUGUUCUGUGAUCUGGUGAAGUAAUAGUCUUUUCGUUUUCACCAACAUUUCCUAAAUUAACUGACAAUUUCGUUUUCACCAACCUUUAGGAAACACCUAACCGCUUAUGAGACUCCUUAAGAUUAGGAGCUAUCGGAAAAAUAUCGAUAAAAGUUCGAUUUUGUGCAAUCACUAAAACAUACGUCAUUCCUUGUAGGGAACCACUUAGCUUGGUGAAAACUUGAGAUAUGAGUCACAUUCAGGGAUUACCUACGCUAAGUGAGCCCUACAUAGGGCAUGAUUUAAUUAUGGUAAGUAAGAACAGGCAUGAAACUCUAGAGAACUUACAAUAUAUCAUAGAUUUCCUAUACUUUUCCUACCUACUGUAUCUCCUGUUAAAUAUGAACAUCGUCCAUAAAUAAAACGCUUACACGAUUUUGAUUUUGAUUAUUAUGAUUUUGAUAUUGAUUUUGAUUAUUGGUUGAUUUGAUUAUCAUGAUAAAGUGUGGAUCGACCUUUCAAUUAUUUGAUUAUAGACAAAUGUUUACUAUAAAUUUUGUACUUCAACUUUCUAAACUCCAAACUGACAGUUUCAGAAAAUUUGAGUUUCAAAAAAAAUGAAAUUUUCAAAAAAGUUAUAAUUUUACAAUAUGUAAAACAUUUAUACACCUGUCAAAUGUGUGUACAGCAAUGUUCAAUUGAAAUGUUAAUUAAUAUUUACAUUGUAAAUAAUGUUUUGUUGUUUAAUUAAUUGUUAAUGUAGUUUACAGCACUUUUGUAAAUAAAGCAAUAUGUGGGUAGUUUACGACAGUUUAAUAAAGGUGCAAUACCGU